GAUUCCAAUAUGGUAGACGCACAGUGUUGUUCAGGUCUAGUUAUCAUGUCGCCAGUUAUUGUGAAAAGUUAGUCCCAAAGAUCCAGUGAUAAAAUUCAGAAGCCUGGAUUUUUGGUUUUGAAUUAUUCCCCGAUGUCAUCUUGGGCCGGAUUCACAGACGAAGAGCUCCUCCGUUUGAGACAAACUGGAAGAGAAGAUGGGACAGCUCCAGAAAGCCUUAAAAAGUCAGCGAUUAACACUGCAAAACGACAACGACCUCGAGAGAAAGUAAGAUCAAGAGUUACGUCCUCAGAAAAAAUAGAGUUCGGGAAACAAGAAGGAAAUGACGACCAGGGCUCGAGAAAUCGCGCUCAGUCAGCGCAGCAAAACCCAGGCUCCAGAACCCACGGUGGUCAUUCAACUUCGCGGCUUGAUUCCAGGGAGGAAGAAAAGGAAAAUUCCUCUCCAGAGUGUGAAAGGCGGGGAAAAAGUAUAAGCCAGGUAAAAGAAGGGAAUGCCUUUCCCGAAGAACCGACAUCAGAAACCAAGUCUUUGGAGAAGGCCAAUGAUCAACAAGGAAAAGCUCUCGAGGUGGAUGAUGGCCUUCAAAAGCAGAAUGGUUCACGAGCGGAUAAAGAGGUGGAAAUCGUUCUCCCUAAUAUAAUCGACGAGAGUGAUAGAAUACAAGCUAUUGAGUUGUCAGCAUUGGAAAAGAUGCAAGAAAAACAGAAACAGAUUGAGCUGGAAAAUAAAAGAAAGAAAGCAGCUCUUCAGGAAACAAUAAAGAAAAGAUAUCAGAAAACCCAAGCAGAAGCCCAAGUUCUUUCUUUAGUUCAGAAAGAGUUGAGCCAUCUUGACAGUCUCCUGUCUGCUGAUGUGGCAAUUCUGCGAGACAAGAUAGAGGAGAGCAGUAGAGAUUAUCUUAGUGCACAAAGGAGGUAUGAGAAAGCAGAAAAAGAGUUUGUGGAGGCGAAGAUGGAUUUACACAGAAAAACGGAAAGGAAAGAUUUACUUACAGAGCACCUGUACACCAUUAUUAGAGAAAAUGAAUUGAGAAAGGCAAAAAAACUUGAAGAACUCAUGGCAAAGCUUAAUGAGGGUGAUCAACCCUCUCUGGAACAGAGCAAUUCUGACGUUUCGGUGCCAUUAGAGAAGGCAAGUAGAGAUGUUCCAGAAUCGAAAUCAAGUUCAUUUUCAUCACCAUGUGAUGACGUAGACGACAAGACUCCUAUUAAAGAGACUAAAAUUGACCUGGCAAAACAGGCCACGAUGUCUGAAGCGGUUUCAAAAGAAGAAGUUACAGUUACGAAUUGAUUAAGCUUCUUUUCACUUUGAAUAAACGUCUCAUAAAAUGA
Stylophora pistillata is the source of this 1334-nucleotide messenger RNA. RefSeq lists its product as uncharacterized. Gene Ontology annotation, biological process: non-motile cilium assembly. The record is from RefSeq and is a predicted model, not a curated record. Lineage: Eukaryota; Metazoa; Cnidaria; Anthozoa; Scleractinia; Pocilloporidae.